AACAUUAUCGCCUCUCAUCUACCGCCAUGUCGAACACUCUCCCUGAGCUCCCGUACGCUUACGAUGCCCUCGAGCCCUACAUCUCGACGCAGAUCAUGACUCUCCAUCACACCAAGCACCAUCAGACUUAUGUCAAUGCUUUGAACGCUGCUGAGACUGCCUACGCCAAGGCGGCAAGCCCGAAGGAACGCAUCGCUCUCCAGGCAGCCCUCAAGUUCAACGGCGGAGGCCACAUCAACCACUCGCUCUUCUGGAAGAACCUCGCCCCAUCGGCGGAGAAGGGCGGCCCCGGAGGCGCUCUUAAAGACGGUCCCCUCAAGGAGGCCAUCAUUGCUCAAUUUGGCAGCCUCGACAACCUGCAAAAGGAGUUCAACGCCGCGACUCUCGGUAUCCAGGGCUCUGGCUGGGGCUGGCUCGGUCUCAACCCUGCUACCAAACGCCUCGAGAUCGCCACCACCGCAAACCAGGACCCUCUGCUCACUCUUGUCCCCCUGAUUGGUGUUGACAUCUGGGAGCACGCUUUCUACCUCCAGUACCUCAACGUCAAGCCUGAUUACCUCAAGGCAAUCUGGAAUGUCAUCAACUACGAAGAGGCUGAGAAGCGCUUCAUUGAGUCCUCCAAGCUUUAAGUUUUCGGGCUUAGCAAGAUCUUGUAAUCCACCCAGUCCAAUACGUCAUUCAGAAUAUCGAAAGCAAAUCAAAUAACCCAAUGGCUUGGAGUGCAAAGAAACGCGGAUGCAGGUUGUAUACGAACGAGAUGUAAAUUGAAACUGAAUGUGAAAUUAUGGCGAACGAGGUUUCAGCGG
Molecule: messenger RNA, 806 nt
Organism: Mycena citricolor
Lineage: Eukaryota; Fungi; Basidiomycota; Agaricomycetes; Agaricales; Mycenaceae
Source: the annotation of a GenBank genome assembly